UCUACGAUGCGUCUCUUGGAGAUUCAGAGUGAUGGUAGUUUCAGCCUUGUCGGACCUCAACGUAGCGAUAUUUCGCCCUACGCCAUUCUUUCACACACUUGGGGUGCAGACCAUGAGGAAGUCACAUAUCAGGACCUGUACAAUGGCACCGGGAAAGAGAAACAUGGAUAUAAAAAAAUCACUCUUUGCAAGGAACAGGCUACAAAAGACGGUCUUUGCCAUUUCUGGAUCGAUACCUGCUGCAUCAACAAGUCCAGCGAACCAGAGCUUUCGGAAGCAAUCAGAUCCAUGUUCAAGUGGUACCGUAACGCAUCGAAAUGCUACGUUUACCUCUCCGAUGUGUCCAGUACAGACUGUGACCCAGACGGGGUGGUGUUCUCAGAAAGCAGAUGGUUUACACGUGGCUGGACGCUUCAAGAGCUUCUUGCUCCAUCAUGCGUCCAGUUCUUCUCCAAGGAGGGAGUCUUGUUGGGCGACAAACAUUCACUCGCAAAGGAAAUAUCCGAGAUAACACGAAUACCAGUCGAAGCUCUUCAAGGGCAUGAUCUCUCCAUAUUCAGCGUAGGGGAACGUAUGCGAUGGGCUGAAGAAAGAAAGACAACACGCGAGGAAGAUCAAGUUUACUCGCUGUUGGGCAUUUUCAAUAUCCACAUUCCGAUCAUGUACGGCGAAGGCGAAGGUCAUGCAAGGAAGCGAAUGAGGGAAUUAAUAGAAACCAGUACCAGGGAUAGAGAUGCGAAAGUGAGUAAGAUGAAAGACUGGUUGUCGGCACCAGAUCCUUCAGUAAAUUACCAAAAAGCGCUCAAGCAGCGGCAGCAUGACACUGGUCGAUGGCUGCUUCAUGAAAAGCGUUAUGAGAAUUGGAAAAUGGAGAAUUCGUCAUGCAUAUGGCUUUACGGUAUUCCAGGUUGUGGUAAAACUAUCCUGAGUUCCACCAUCCUGGAAGAUAUUUUUAUGUGUUGCGACAACCAUUCCGGAUAUGCUGUUGCCUACUUUUACUUCGAUUUCAACGACGUACAAAAACAAAAUGCCGAACGGAUGCUGCGAUCGUUGGUCGUCCAACUCUUACAAAAGUCUGUUGACAUACCUUUGGGUCUCGAUGCUCUUUUUUCCUCGCACGACAAUGGGAAACGACCUCCAGCUCUCAACAGCCUGUUGGAGGUAGCACACGAUUUGAUAGUGCAGUUUCCACAAGUAUACAUUGUUCUGGAUGCAUUGGAUGAGUGUAGCCAGUGGUCCGAGUUGAUGGAAAUGCUUGAAACUAUAGCUAGCUGGAAGAUUCCAAAUCUGCAUCUCAUCAUGACAAGUCGGGAGGAGCCAGAUAUCAAGAGCACUUUAACUAGUUUUGUAGAUCCACAGAACAGUAUCUGCCUUCAAAGCAACGUAGUCGACAGAGAUAUACAGCUGUAUAUCCGCCAACGGGUUUCUGACGACAAGGACUUGGUCAAGUGGAAAAAAGAUUCUGCUUUACAGCAGGAGAUUGAGGUUGCCCUUAUGGAGGGCUCCAGGGGAAUGUUUCGGUGGGCUGCAUGCCAGUUGGACACGCUCCGAAAGUGUCUCAAUCGAUCACAUUUGCGGAAAGCACUC
Bipolaris sorokiniana ND90Pr is the source of this 1587-nucleotide messenger RNA. RefSeq lists its product as uncharacterized. The transcript has 2 exons. Lineage: Eukaryota; Fungi; Ascomycota; Dothideomycetes; Pleosporales; Pleosporaceae. The annotation marks the transcript as partial. The record is from RefSeq and is a predicted model, not a curated record.